AUGGGAGGCAACCAGACACGGAUCACAGAAGUCACCCUCCUGGGAUUCCAGGUCGAUCCAGCACUGGAGUUUUCUCUUUUUGGACUUUUCUCUCUCUUCUAUAUGAUCACACUGCUGGGGAAUGGGGUCAUUCUGGGGCUUAUCUGCCUGGACCCCAGACUGCACACCCCCAUGUACUUCUUCCUCUCACACCUGGCCAUUGUUGAUAUGUCCUAUGCUUCCAACAAUGUCCCCAAAAUGCUGACAAAUCUUGUGAAUCAGAAAAGAACCAUCUCCUUUGUUCCAUGCAUAACGCAGACAUUCUUGUUUUUGGCUUUUGCUGCUACAGAGUCUCUGAUCUUGGUGGUGAUGUCAUAUGACAGAUAUGUGGCCAUCUGCCACCCCCUACAUUACACUGUCAUCAUGAGCUGGAGAGGGUGUAUUGUUCUGGCUGUCUCUUCCUGGGUGUUUAGCUUUAUCUUGGCCCUGGUCCAUUUACUUCUGAUCUUGAGGUUGCCCUUCUGUGGGCCCCAUGAAAUCAACCACUUCUUCUGUGAAAUCCUGUCUGUGCUCAAGCUGGCCUGU
Galeopterus variegatus (Sunda flying lemur) is the source of this 564-nucleotide messenger RNA. Its product is annotated as olfactory receptor 2A2-like. Gene Ontology annotation, biological process: G protein-coupled receptor signaling pathway. Lineage: Eukaryota; Metazoa; Chordata; Mammalia; Dermoptera; Cynocephalidae. The transcript has a single exon. Gene Ontology annotation, cellular component: membrane. The record is from RefSeq and is a predicted model, not a curated record. Gene Ontology annotation, molecular function: olfactory receptor activity; G protein-coupled receptor activity. The annotation marks the transcript as partial.